CCAACCCCAUCCACUGAGCAGCGGCAGCGUCGCUAUCAAGCACCCGGAGCUAUCGUCGGUUUGCCGAGGGGGGGCAGGUGACAACAGCCCAGGCGAGACGUCUUCUCCAGCGGGGAGACUACUGCUCCUCUCACAGCCGCGGCGGUCUCCGCGGUAGACGCUGCCUGCCUGCCUUGCCUGGCUGACGGCUGCACGCAGUUCGCUCUAAUUGCUUAAGCCCGCCCGCCCGCCAAGAUGGAAAACGCGCACACCAAAUCGUCCGCCGAAGUUUUGGAGAACUUCGGCGUGAACGAGAACACCGGGCUGACUCUGGAGCAAGUGAAGCACAGUUUGGAGAAAUACGGAGCCAACGAGCUCCCAGCUGAAGAAGGCAAAUCCUUGUGGGAGCUGGUGGUGGAGCAGUUUGAAGACCUCCUGGUGAGGAUCCUGCUGCUAGCUGCCUGCGUCUCCUUCGUGUUGGCUCUGUUUGAGGAAGGAGAGGAGACUACCACCGCCUUUGUUGAGCCUGUUGUUAUCCUUCUCAUCCUCAUCGCUAACGCUGUUAUUGGAGUCUGGCAGGAAAGGAACGCUGAAAAUGCCAUCGAGGCUCUGAAGGAGUACGAGCCGGAGAUGGGCAAGGUCUACCGCAUGAACCGCAAGGCUGUCCAGCGGAUCAAAGCGCGAGACAUUGUCCCUGGAGAUGUAGUGGAGGUAGCAGUUGGCGACAAGGUGCCUGCCGACAUCAGGGUGACCUCAAUUAAAUCCACCACCUUGCGAGUGGACCAGUCCAUCCUCACAGGGGAGUCCGUGUCAGUCAUCAAGCACACCGACCCUGUUCCUGACCCCAGGGCUGUCAAUCAAGACAAGAAGAACAUGCUGUUUUCUGGCACCAACAUCGCAGCGGGCCGUGCCAUAGGAGUCGUGGUUUCCACCGGCGUCUCCACAGAGAUCGGUAAGAUCCGUAACCAGAUGGCCGCCACCGAGCAAGAGAAGACACCUCUGCAGCAGAAGCUGGACGAGUUUGGCCAGCAGCUUUCCAAGGUCAUCUCCUUGAUCUGCGUGGCUGUGUGGGUCAUCAACAUCGGCCACUUCGGCGAUCCGGUCCACGGGGGCUCCUGGGUCCGCGGCGCCAUUUACUACUUCAAGAUCGCCGUCGCUCUGGCUGUGGCCGCCAUCCCCGAGGGUCUGCCCGCCGUCAUCACCACGUGCCUGGCUCUCGGCACGCGUCGCAUGGCCAAGAAGAAUGCCAUUGUUCGCAGCUUGCCCUCUGUGGAGACGCUGGGCUGCACCUCGGUGAUCUGCUCCGACAAGACGGGCACCCUCACCACCAACCAGAUGUCUGUCUGCAGGAUGUUCGUUGCAGACAAGGUGGAGGACUCCAGUUGUUCCCUUCAUGAGUUUUCCAUAACGGGCUCUACAUACGCACCUGAAGGACAAAUACUGAAGGAGGACAAGCCGAUCCAGUGUGGCGACUAUGAUGGACUGUUGGAAUUGGCCACCAUAUGUUCCAUGUGCAAUGACUCCUCGCUCGACUACAACGAGGCCAAAGGUGUGUAUGAGAAGGUCGGGGAAGCCACAGAAACGGCGCUCACCACCUUGGUGGAGAAGAUGAAUGUCUUCAAGACUGACCUAUCUGCACUCACCAAGGUCGAGCGUGCUGGGGCCUGCAACGCGGUGAUCAGGCAGUUGAUGAAGAAGGAGUUCACUCUCGAGUUCUCCCGUGAUCGCAAGUCUAUGUCUGUCUACUGCACGCCCACCACGCAUGGUGCUCAGAGCAAGAUGUUUGUCAAGGGUGCCCCGGAGAGCGUGAUUGAGCGAUGCCAGUACUUGCGCAUCGGCACAGAGAAGGUGACGCUGACCGCGGCCUUACGGGAACAGCUGAUGUCCAAGAUCCGGGACUGGGGGACAGGUAGGGACACACUGCGCUGCCUGGCCCUGGCCACUCGUGAUACUCCACCACGCAAAGAGGACAUGGACCUGGAGAACGCCAGCAAGUUUGCAGAAUAUGAGAUGAGCCUCACGUUCGUCGGCUGUGUGGGCAUGCUAGACCCGCCCAGGAAGGAAGUUAUCGGCUCAGUGGAACUGUGCAGUGAAGCGGGUAUUCGCGUCAUCAUGAUCACGGGAGAUAACAAGGGCACGGCCGUGGCCAUCUGCCGACGCAUUGGCAUCUUCGGCGAGGAUGAAGACGUGUUGGGAAAGGCCUACACAGGCCGUGAGUUUGACGACCUGCUGCCAGAAGCCCAGAGGGACGCUGUCAAACGAGCCCGCUGCUUCGCCCGAGUGGAGCCGGCCCACAAGUCUAAGAUCGUGGGGUACCUGCAGUCCUUUGAUGAGAUUACAGCCAUGACUGGAGAUGGCGUGAACGAUGCGCCGGCCCUGAAAAAGGCAGAAAUUGGCAUCGCCAUGGGCUCUGGCACGGCAGUGGCGAAGUCGGCGUCCGAGAUGGUGCUGUCUGACGAUAACUUCUCCACCAUCGUGGCCGCGGUAGAGGAGGGCAGAGCCAUCUACAACAACAUGAAGCAGUUCAUCAGAUACCUCAUCUCCUCUAAUGUCGGCGAGGUGGUCUGUAUCUUCCUGACCGCCAUCCUGGGCCUCCCCGAGGCUCUGAUUCCCGUCCAGCUACUGUGGGUGAAUCUGGUGACUGAUGGUCUGCCGGCCACUGCCCUAGGAUUCAACCCUCCAGACCUGGACAUCAUGGACAAGCCUCCUCGCAACCCCAAAGAGCCCCUCAUCUCUGGCUGGCUCUUCUUCAGAUACCUAGCCAUCGGAGGGUAUGUGGGUCUUGGAACAGUGGGUGCUGCCACAUGGUGGUACCUGUUUGAUGAAGAUGGCCCUCAAGUGUCUUUCUACCAGCUGAGACACUUCAUGCAGUGCACUGAGGACAACCCCACCUUCCAGGGCAUAGACUGUGAGGUGUUUGAAUCUUGCUACCCGACGACCAUGGCCCUGUCUGUGCUGGUCACGAUUGAAAUGUUCAACGCACUCAACAGUCUUUCUGAGAACCAGUCCCUGGUCAGGAUGCCUCCCUGGGUCAACAUCUGGCUGCUGGGAGCCAUCAUCCUCUCCCUUUCCCUCCACUUUCUCAUCCUCUACGUGGAACCUCUGCCUUUGAUCUUCCAAGUGACCCCUCUGCGUUGGUCCCAGUGGAUCGUGGUCCUGAAGAUUUCCAUCCCGGUCAUUCUCCUAGAUGAAGCCCUGAAAUACAUUUCCAGGAACCAUCUAGAAGGUGACGAGGAGAAAAAAUACAGGAGACGGCAGCUGAACUAAGACCUCUCCCUCACCCCCUCCCCAUCUCCCCCUCCCACACCCCCAUCCCCCCCACACACACACAAACCAGAUGCGCACCUACCCUCUUU
This is a messenger RNA of Lampris incognitus (smalleye Pacific opah), 3335 nucleotides long. It is a transcript of the gene atp2a3, whose product is annotated as ATPase sarcoplasmic/endoplasmic reticulum Ca2+ transporting 3. The record is from RefSeq and is a predicted model, not a curated record. Gene Ontology annotation, molecular function: P-type calcium transporter activity; ATP binding; ATP hydrolysis activity. The transcript is spliced from 21 exons. The coding region runs from base 235 to 3246 and encodes 1003 amino acids. Gene Ontology annotation, biological process: intracellular calcium ion homeostasis; calcium ion transmembrane transport. Gene Ontology annotation, cellular component: membrane. Lineage: Eukaryota; Metazoa; Chordata; Actinopteri; Lampriformes; Lampridae.